AUGCCAGGGCAGAGCCGCGCGACUCAGAACCCCCCAGGCAGCGGCGGCAACACCCCAAUCUCUUUCCGACCGAACGUGAAUCGUGCAAAGACGAAGCGCUGGGUAGAGGCCAAGUCUGUCUCAUAUGAUGGUGGAGAUUGGGGUGAUGAGGAUUCCGAAGAAGAGGAAGAAGAGCCCGGGCCACCACCACCUCCUUACCUAUCACAACGAACAGCAAGCUCUGAACUGAGUUCAAGACGUUUAUCAGGGAUUGCCGACUCCCCCCGCUCCAAGCCCUCAACCGAAGACACUCCCUUUUCUGCAUCUCCGGUGGUCAGUACUCCCUUUAAUGCCCCGGCACAACCGACUGUUGCUGGAAGUGAUGCACCAACAGUUGAUGCUUCAGGCGCUGCCUCAGAUACAGCAGCUCCAGCCGUUGGUCUGCCGGAGGUCAAACGCCUAUCAGGAUUUGGUGCGGAUUUCCUGGGUGGAAGCAGCGACCUGAGCUCUGAACAGCCACCUUCCAUUCCGGAGCAGGAGAGCACCUUGCAUCAUAAUAACUCCCAGGCCUCGCAAGAAUCUCAAGGAUUCACGUCAGUAGUACACCAGGCCUUUGAUGUUCCAGAAACCCCCAAUUCCACCGCCCCCACUGUUUCGCGGACGAAUAGCGACGGGACGUCUGGAGUCAGUCCCAUUAUCAACCGUAGUUUUGAGGACAGGACACCCACUAUUCCCGAGGAGCCUACCGAGUCAACUCCCACCGACACUCUUAAUGGUGGACCUCAGUUCAUCCCUGGCCACCGCCGUGAUCUGAGCCUGCCACAUCCAGAUAAUGAUCCCUCGAAAAGACCAGUUGUCAUGGAUAACCAAGCUCCUUCAGCGGCUCACGCUGAAGUAGCUGCUACGACUCCCUCCGUUCAGAUCCCACCUUCAGAACAGCCCAUGAAUAAUGCGUCUUCCACCUCACCUGAGAAGGACUUUGUUGCUCCCCUCAAGUUCGGUUCUUCUGGCCAACCUAGCACUGAAGGCUAUCGUGGCAAUAUCCCCACGAUUAUACCCGCUGGCGGAAGCGCAGACCCUUCUCCCCAAGACACGGAUAAUGAUCGGCUUCGAGAGGAAAUCAUGCGUUCAUUGAGCAGAGAGGGAUCCGAGGAGCCCGAGCCAAUAUCUCAGCCCCAGGUAGAGACUUCGAAAGAAGAGAUUGUGGCAAAUCAGGCAGCGACACCCUUGGAUGGACCGACUGGCCCGAAUAUUGCUGAAACCCCACGACCUCUGGAUUCAAGCUCGCAGGAUCCAUACGCAUCCCCCGAAACCUCGCGCGAUGUCGCUUCUCCUGCUGCAUUCGCUGGGACCCAAAUGCCUACCAAACCACGGCUUGCGAGAAGAUUCUCUUGGGAGUCAGCUUCUUCAGCGGAUGAACCGACAUUCCAGUCUGCUAACAUCUGGCUCCAAGAGACCCCUCCUCCUGCUGUCAAUGAUUUCAAUCAGGCACCAUUAGAAGACAGAAAGGAGCUACCACAAUCGGAUGACGAGGGUUCUGAAGCUCCUGCGGUUGAAAGACCUAGGCUUUCCAUUGUCCCUCCUGUUCCCGAGGGUGGACUGCCACCCCCACAAAUCGCCGGUCCCACGGACGGCCUAUCCUCCUCUCAAGGAGCGCCUUCAACAGGCACUGUACCAAUUCCGGCAGACGAGACCAAGCUUAAGGGUUUCCGGGAGAUCCUUCAGUUUGCUGCUCCUCAUCAACGUAUCAAGGCGUUUGAAGAAACUCGUUCACAAUUUGCAACACUCGAUACCGGCUUGAACCGCUGGAUUCAAAUUACUGUCCAAGCUCACCCUGAGCAUAGGGAUGUCGUCGAGCAAAGCCAGAGCCUCGCCUCGGCUCCCCCUCAGAACUCUCCUACCAGAGCCCGGUUCCCGAAAUUGACAUCCCUCGGCACCCUCCACAGCAAUGAUAGUACUACCACCAGUGCAAGCCAUGCCAGGAAGUCCUCGGCUCAUAUUGGAACCAUUGUGAACCGGACAAACGUGGAGCAGCGUGGAAAAGAAUUCCUUCAUACUGCAGGUAUAUUUGGCGGCAAAGCUGGUGAAACCGCGAAAGGUUUAUUCGCCAAGGGGAGGAGCAAGCUCCGAGCCAGUGGAGACAAGGUUUCAUCGCCCAUCUCCCGCAGCAAACCUCAUAACACAGAGCCAAACACUGGUUCUGAAGAUGGGGGUGGCUUUUCCAUACGCAACUCUGUCACAUUCGGCAGCCUAUCCAACAUGAAGUUCGGUCGAAACUCCGGUGUGAAGGAGAGCGAGCCUUCUGGUAAACGCCUUAAGCCCAGUCGAUCCCUGGAUCUCCUCGGACUCGAGAAUCUUAGCACCGUGCAUUCUUCAGAUGCAAAUAUGCCUCCCGUUCAAAACUUACCAGCGCAACCCGACAUGGAACAUCCAGAUGCCCAGGAGACAGUCGCUUCGAAGCCUGCCACAUCUUCAAACGCACCAGAUGGCCAACAAUCACAAGACAUCCGCCGAUUAUCCAAGGGUGGCAAUGCCAUACUGGAUCAACAACUCGAGAAAGAGGGGCAAGAGCAAGGGCAGCACCCGGCUACGUCGAUUCGCCCAGUUGCCCCGUCUGAGCAUCCAUCCACAAGUGCACCGGGCGGUGCUGAAGCUGCCUCGGCUUUGCCAGAGAGCCCUCCUGACGAUAUCCUACCACUUGAUUUCAAUUUCGCGCUGAACUACAAGCCUAGAAUUCACAUGAAACAGCAGCCGUCCGUUUCUAGCCUUGGGGCAGAUGAACGGCACAUGACUGAACAUUUUGAAGGUCCACCUUCGCCGUUGAUUCCCUCUGUGAAGGAUGAGACCGAAACGAAGGAUGACCUUAAUCUUCGCGAUACGACAGAUGUGACCGAUACGACAGAUGUGACCGAUACGGCGGGUGAUCUCGCUGAGGAGCUCGCUGUCGGUGACAAGCCCAAGGGUCCUCUAAACGAAGGCAAUACACCAGUUGUUGAAAGGCCUAAAACAACAUCGAAAACAUUCGCGCCUUUGCCACCCCACGGGAAACCAAGUGAGCCAUCCACUGGACCGUGGCCGUCCGACGAAAAGCACACGUGGGACUUUGAGCCCAUCUUUCCCGCCUAG
Molecule: messenger RNA, 3105 nt
Organism: Penicillium chermesinum
Lineage: Eukaryota; Fungi; Ascomycota; Eurotiomycetes; Eurotiales; Aspergillaceae
Exons: 6
Coding region: 1-3105 (1034 amino acids)
Source: RefSeq, a predicted model, not a curated record